CUAAAGGAACGUCGUGUGGUGAGCAGCUGCAGCCAGCUGCGGACGGAGGAGGAAAGGAUAGUUCUGUCAUUUUGAGGUCGAGUACUACCUUCUACACCGUGGUGUAGUUUAGCAGAAAAUAACAAUGGAAAUAGAAGGAAAUGUAAUAAUUCCGGACUUGGAAAAUGGUGAAAGCAGCGACGAAGAACAGGAAGAAGUGUCGCAGGACUUGGAGAAAGUGAAGAGUUUGAAGAUGAAACCUCUCAUUAUUGCUGGCCCAACAGUAAGACCCAGGGAAUUUUUGAACACUUUUGGCGACGUCUUGGACUUGUUCUGGUUGAAAGCCAGAGACCUCCAGAGCAGGCGUGGAGUGAUCAUUGAAUUACUGCCUCAUUUUGCUUGUGGGGCAAUCGAGAAUAAUGACCUCUUCUCACUUCAGGAGAUUGUGGGAAAGAUGGAUGUCAAUGGCGGCGACUAUGAUGAUGUCAAGGCCAUGCACAAGGCUGUAGAGACGGGCAACAUAGACAUGGUGAAGUACCUGAUGAAGAAGGGAUCGUCUUGGCAAUUACAAAACCGAUUUGCGGAGAACCCCUUGUUGAUUGCUAUUCAGAAAAGGCACUACAGUCUCAUCAAGCUCCUGGUGCUGAAUAAAGGGGCCCUCAGAAUGGCACCUGUGAGAACGGCAAUGCUCAUUCAGAAAGCUGUGGCCAAAAGGGAUUUCUCCUUACUGUACGCCUGGUCCCUCAGUGGAUAUGAUAUGGACUUAAAGGACUACAAUGGCCGCACGGCCAUGCACGUCGCCGUGCGAAUGCGUGACAAGCAGCUUGUGCAGAUUUUGCUGGACUAUGGUGCCACUCCUUUGGAAAGGGAUGUCUGGAACCAGACCCCAUUGGACGAGGCUCGCAGGAACAACCUGGAAGCAAUCUUGGCACUCUUUCACCCACAGUUCACCGUCCAGUUUCCCAACAAACAAGCAUACCUGCAACAUAAACAGCUAGAAUCAUAGCUGAGACCUGAAGGCAUGUAGCUGUCAAACCGCCGUGAAAGUAGAUGCUAGAUAGAUAGAUGUUUGUAAAUAGAUGAUUCAGUCAUGUUUCUGAAUAAAGAACCAAAGUGUUAAUUAAAUUAUCAAUACAAUUCUUAUAUUUACAAUAAACUUGAUUUGUCCUACAAUACA
Engraulis encrasicolus (European anchovy) is the source of this 1156-nucleotide messenger RNA. RefSeq names its product L-asparaginase. The coding region runs from base 125 to 985 and encodes 286 amino acids. Gene Ontology annotation, molecular function: protein binding. The transcript has 7 exons. Lineage: Eukaryota; Metazoa; Chordata; Actinopteri; Clupeiformes; Engraulidae. The record is from RefSeq and is a predicted model, not a curated record.